AUGUCACAGUGGUUAUCGCCAGGUCCGCCAAAUCAGUAUAUACCACCACCACCUUAUCGACCACCUCAAAAUCAAGCCCCACCUAUCGAUGAUCUAUCUCUGGCUUUCGAUAAGCUUGCAAUGGCGUUAAGAGCCACAGCAGGACCGCCAGAAAUAGAUAACUUUCAAAUGUCACUUGGAAUGCUAAUGCAUGAUUGCUCACAAUCUAACAUACAGCGUGGUAAAACAUGGAUAUUUGAUCAUUGUACAACACCGGCUCAUUAUGAUACCCUGAUAAGUUUUAUUAUUGCGCUUUCGAAAUCUCGACCAAUAUUCGAAGAUAGACUUCAUUUAAUAUACCUAAUAAACGAUGUCCUUUUUCAUAGUGAGCGUCGACAGGAACCUUGGAUUAAAGAGGCGUUACAUCCACAUUUACUUGCGCUAUUGCGAGUUGCUUUUCAUUUUAUGGAUGCAAAUGAGAAGCAAAAAGAAAAAGUUGUUAAAAUAAUAUCCAUUUGGGAUGACAAGCAAUACUUUGAUGAAAAUAAAAUUAAUGCUCUAAGAACUGGUAUUAAAAUUCCACCACCUCCAUCCAGUGGUAUUUCAUCAGUAUCAUAUUCAACUCCUGGUCAACAUCCUUUCCACUUUCGUUAUCAGAAUCAACCUUAUUAUAGUCCAGGUGUUCCACCUCCGCCUCCGCCACCACCUGGAAUUUUUCCUGGUCCACCGCCUUCUCAGUCAAUAUCUCCAUCAAAUCCACAUUUAUCUCCAUCAAGUGCACAAGGUCUUAUAAGACCUAUUUCUGAACCUGGACCACCUGGUAUUCAAGAUCAGUUCCCCCCUGGUCAAUCUCCUUCAAACAUGCCAAUACAAGGAAUGAUUAGACCUCCAGUAUCUACAACACCUAAUAUGCCUCCUAUACCACCACCUGUUUCAGAAAAAAAAUAUCAUGAAUUACCAGCUGGUUUAAUGGUUCCAGCGGUCUUGCCUGAGGAUUCUCCUUAUACUUCUAUUCAUGCUGCUUCAAUUAGAUUACCACCACAUCGUUUACCUCCUACUACAGAAUUGUUAGAGGCUGUUGAUAGGUUCUAUGAAGGAAUGUUUAUAAUAGAAUCUAAUUUAGAAGGGGAAGAUGAACGUGCAUUAAGAGAAAAAUAUCAAAUUGAUCUAGACAAAGAUGGUUGGGAGAUUGGAUUUUUAGAUGAUUUUUAUAUGGAUUUACAAGAACAGCGAGAGGAGGCAGCGAGAGCAUCAUCCGAGAGAUAUCAUCACCGUCAUUCAUCUUCGUUCAGACAUAGACGGGAUGAUCGUGGAAGAAGGUGGUCAAGGGACAGAACCGAAGUCGUAGUCAUUCAAGAGGUCGCAGGAGACAUAGACGUAGAAGAGACAGUAGAAGUCAUAGUCGUAGUCGUUCGAGAUCCGGGUCUAGACGAUAUAGGAGCCAUAGUCGUUCAAGACAUAGUUGGAGGAGGAGGACUAGAUCUAUUUCUCCUAGGACAAGAACACGCUCAAGAACUCGUUCAAGGAGUAUUUCUAGAUCGCUUUCUAGAUCUCGUUCAAGAACCCGUUCACUUACGAGAACCAGAACAAGGACAAGAUCGAGGACUCGCUCAAAAACUAGAACGAGAACUUUAUCAAGAUCUUCAACUAGAUUCAGGACUAGAUCGAGGUCCAUUUCGUCAAGAUAUAGUUCUAAAUCUAGAUCAAGAAGUAGAACAAGGUCUAGAUCGUUACGUUAAAGAUCGAGAAGAAGGUUCAAGACCAGAUAAAAUGAUAUCUGAUCGCAACGUUGGAUUUCAAAUUUUGAAAAAAUUAGGUUGGGAAGGAGCUGGUACGGGGUUAGGUUCAUCAUCAUCAGGUAUUGCUGAGCCCAUAAAAGGAGGAGAAAUUAGGUACGGUGAACAAAAAUAUUUAGGGGUUGGUCAUAGUCGUGGCGACGAUGGAGACAUUUUUGACCAAUAUCGUAAAGCAAAAAGCUAUACUUAUCAACGAAGUGAAAUCAGUUCAAAAGAUAAAAAACUAGCCGGUUGUUUUAGAUGUGGAAAGCCUGGUCAUUUGGCUCGCGAUUGUCCGAAUAAUUAA
This is a messenger RNA of Rhizophagus irregularis DAOM 181602=DAOM 197198, 2061 nucleotides long. NCBI's taxonomy places the organism in Eukaryota, Fungi, Glomeromycota, Glomeromycetes, Glomerales, Glomeraceae. The record is from RefSeq and is a predicted model, not a curated record.